Brassica oleracea var. oleracea is the source of this 1155-nucleotide messenger RNA. RefSeq names its product serine/threonine-protein kinase PAK 4-like. The record is from RefSeq and is a predicted model, not a curated record. Gene Ontology annotation, molecular function: protein kinase activity; ATP binding. The coding region runs from base 85 to 981 and encodes 298 amino acids. Gene Ontology annotation, biological process: protein phosphorylation. The transcript has a single exon. NCBI's taxonomy places the organism in Eukaryota, Viridiplantae, Streptophyta, Magnoliopsida, Brassicales, Brassicaceae.
UCUAAAGCUAUCAUUGAUUCGAUUACUUGUCUCUCAAACCAAAAACAAAACACAAAAUAGAGUCAAAAACCCUAAUUACAGAGUAUGACCAAGAUGGUGAUGAUUAAGGAAGACAACACCAACAACAACAACAGCAAAGCUCCGAAUGUUGUUGGCCAAUCUUCUUCAGUACUAGAGUUUGUCUGUGUACUUGGCCGAGGUAGUUUUGGUUCGGUCGCUCUCAUAAGAGACUCCAAACAAAGGUUACACGCUGAGAAAUCAUCUCCGAUAGCUUACAUGGAGAGUCUCAAGAAAGAGCAUAGGAUCAUGCUUCGUUUCCGUACCCACCCACGCAUCGUCCAAACCACAAACCCUAAUCUUCACAUAGGUAUCAACCUCGACCAUUGUUAUAUCUACAUGGAGUUUGCCUCCAAAGGUACUCUCCACAACUUCAUCUCCCACUUCAAUGGCCAACCAGUGCCUGAGGUUUUGAUCAGACGCGCUGCUCUCAUGAUCCUUCAAGGACUCGAGGCUCUUCACUCUCACGGCUACGUUCACUGCGACCUCAAGCCGGCUAACGUUCUCCUCUUUCCUUCCAAGAUUGUCGGAGAGCCGUGGGAUCUCAAGCUUGCUGACUUCGGUCUAUCUAAGGAGCCUUCUUGUACGAAUCCAAGGUCCUCCUUGUCUGGCGGUACAAAGGAGUACAUGUCUCCUGAGUCUUUGGGACCCAACCGAGUGAAGAUGAUUGGACCGGCUGUUGACAUGUGGGCUCUAGGGUGUGUUGUGCUUCAGAUGUAUGGAGGCUAUCCAGUGAAGAUGGGAGAAUGCUACAGGUGGAGGCUUCCGAGACUAGUAUCUCCGCUGGCCAACGACUUCUUGAGGCGGUGCAUGGCGUUGCAGCCCUCACGCAGAGCCACCGCAGCGGAUCUGUCGAAACAUCCUUUUGUUUGCACCAAGCCCAAAUCAUAUGAUUCAUUCAGUACUGUCCUCCUCCUGUCUUAAGACGCAAUAAUGUUAUGAAAAAAUAUGUUAGAAGACCGAUGAUGGCUCCAACACCUAGAGAGUCGUAUUUAGGUUUAUUCAGUUUAGUUGGUGUCUCAAUAACAGUAUAAUUCAUGUCUGGUACUGGACUUUAUAUUCUUUUUAUGUAUCUUUGUCUUUAAUAUCAGAGUAUAU